CCCGGCCUCCUUCCUUCUGCCCCGGGUCGGACUUGCUGUGUGGCGCCGCUGGUUUACUUUUCUGCUUCUCGCCGAGGAGCUGCAACUAUCACACUUCCAAACAUGGACGGCGACAACAUCAUAAUGUCCGCUUGACUCGGAGGGGUUUUCCAAGAUGCCAGGUCUUUUGUCUUGUCCUGGGAGUCUGACAGUCAUCUGUUUUUUAUCUUGGUCACUGUGUCCCAGUGGUGCUCAGAGUUGGACCCAUGAAGUAUCAGACGUGCAGUACGGACGCUUGGACUCUAAUGUGACUCUGGCAUGUGGGAAGUCACAAAUUAACACACCCGCAGUAUGGCAUCUGAAUAACAGCUCAGCGUUGCCAUGGCACCAAGUAACAUCAAAUGGAUCCUUGGUCCUGCUGCACGUCACCCUUUCAGCCCAGGGCGACUACAGCUGCUAUGACAACCGCGGGCUCCUCCUCCACGCCGUCAAACUCCGGCUGGGCCAUCCUCCGGGGCUGCUGAGCAUUUCCUGUCGACUUCCUAAUCACACUUACAUUAGCUGCUCCUGGGCGGAAUCUGUAAAUACCUCACUUCCAGUCCAGUACAAUGCCUCCUUCAGGGGCACCGAUCAGGAGUGGCAGCCAUGCCUCAUGGACACUGUCCACCAGAACUGUUAUGUUGAUCACCCAGCCUUCUGGCAGACCAUUCACACCCUCAGAAUUACCGCCACCAACGCCCUCGGGUCUGAGACGACGUUUGCCCGGUUUAAGUUAGACAAGCUCUUGAAACCUGACCCUCCAGAGUCUGUGUUGGUGAAGGAGGUAGAAGGCCACCCCAAAAAGCUGAAUAUCUCAUGGAACUUUCCUUUCUCUUGGCAGAGAAAUGAUGCUUUUCCCUUAGUGUUUCACAUUAGAUACAGACCACAUGUAUCACUUUACUGGUCCGAGGUCUACACAGAAGAGAGUCAGAUCGUGAUUUUUGACGCGCUGGCUGGCCACCUUCAUCAGGUUCAACUCCGAGCCAGGGAUGAGGUGGACUCUGAGAGCCAGUGGAGUGAUUGGACUCAUCUGCUUUUUGCACGACCGUGGGAAGACUACGUCACAUCUGAACCUCCAGAGGAUAAUUUUUUGGACAACUUUUUUUUUACCAACACAGAGACGGAGACCUCCACUGCAAAGACUCACAGUCCGGCUCCGCAAGAUGACGGCAAUUUGGGUCUGGUGAUUCUGCUGGUUUUGUUUGCCGUGGUUAUCAUCGCCACCGUCCUUUCUCUCAUCUGUGUGGUUUGGGUGAGGCAGAGGCGGCGUGAACAUGUGACCAAACAGGAACUCACAUCAGUGGUCAAGAUGAAGUCCAUGCCAAUUUGAUGUUGAUGUCAGACAUCAUCUCCUCCUCAGCCCGUUCUAGGGCUGCUCUAUUAGGACAUCAUGCGGACUUCCCAUAUUCAAGUGCAGAAUCCCGUCAGGAUCCACGGAGGCACUAAAGGGCGUCGGGGGUCUGGCCCCAGUCAGAACAAUGUCAGGUAAGACCGGCAGUGGUCAUUUCCCAGCAUGCCGAGGGCCUCCAGUGGGAUAUGUUGGACUCAUUCUUUAGAAGACGAACUGCGACAGGAAGUCAAGUCCAAAAUACACUUUUGUUUUGGCGAGGAGUCGCGUGCUCACAUUAAGGCAAGGAGGCCUGAAGGAAGGCAGCUGAGAACUUCAAUCCGACAGACGUCAGAUUUGUUUGUUUUUUUUAAUUCCUCUUGUUUGUUCCUUCUGGUAAUACCUCUUCCUGACCAUGCAUCCACUGAAGACACCCACAGAAUGAAGCCUGCUCACGCCACACCCGCGUUAAAAGAAGACAUACCAAGCAAAACCUUGAGUGCUCACGUGUCCUAGCAGACAAAUGUUCUGUGUGAAAUGUAAAUUUCAAUGACAUUAUAUAUUUGUUUGAUGCACCUUUGGCUCCUUCACAGGUCACCUAAAAACAUUCAUGAAGUUUGCUCCUUUUAUGAAUUUAUUAUGGCUCUACUGAAAAUGUCACUGGGUCAAAAGUAUACAUACAGCUAUGUUAAUAUUUGCUGACAUGUCCUUUGGCAAGUUUCACUCACUUUUGGUAGCCAUCCACGAUUUAAUUUUUGACCACUCCUCUUGACAAAAUUGGUGCAGUUCAGCUAAAUGUGUUGCUUUUCUGACAUGGACUUGUUUCUUCAGCAUUGUCCACACGUUUAAGUCAGGACUUUAGGAAGGCCAUUCUAAUACCUUCAUUCUAGCCUGAUUUAGCCAUUCCUUUCAAUCAAUCAAUCAAUGUUUCAAAGGACUGUACAAACCAUUAAGACUACGACAUCCUCGGAAGAACCCACAAAAGGGCAAGGAAAACUCACACCCAGUGGGCAGGGAGAAUUCACAUCCAGUGGGACGCCAGUGACAAUGCUGACUAUGAGAAACCUUGGAGAGGACCUCAGAAGUGGGCAACCCCCCCCCACUCUAGGGGACCGAAAGCAAUGGAUGUCGAGCGGGUCUAACAUGGUACUGUGAAAGUUCAAUCCAUAGUGGCUCCAACACAGCCGCGAGAGUUCAGUUCAGAGUCCCGUCCACAGGAAACCAUCUCAACCUCCGGGCUGAUAAUUUUAGCUUGUCCUGAAGAAUUUGGAGGUAAUCCUCCUUUUUCAACGUCCCAUUUAAAGCCCCAGUUCCAUUUGCAGCAAAACAGUCCCAGACCAUAAUACUAGCACCACCAUGCUUGACGGUAGGUGUGGUGUUGCUGGGAUUAAAGGCCUCACCUUUUCUCUGCCAAACAUAUUGCUCCAUUUUUGUUUCAACAGACAGCAGAUUUGCUCCCAUUUUCUGUAGAUCCAUAAUAAAUUCAUAAAACAGGGGUCUUAGACAAACUUCAUGAAUGUUUUUUGUGCUCUAAUCACUCUAACACAGGGGUCACCAACGCGGUGCCCGCGGGCACCAGGUAGCCCGAAAGGACCGGAUGAGUCGCCCGCUGGCCUGUUCUAAAAAUAGCUCAAAUAGCAGCACUUACCAGUGAGCUGCCUCUAUUUUUUACAUUUUAUAUAUUUACUAGCAAGCUGGUCUCGCUUUGCUCGACAUUUUUAAUUCUAAGAGAGACAAAACUCAAAUAGAAUUUGAAAAUCCAAGAAAAUAUUUUAAAGACUUGGUCUUCACUUGUUUGAAUAAAUUCAUUUUUUUUUUUUGCUUUGCUUCUUAUAACUUUCCGAAAGACAAUUUGAGGGAAAAAAUACAACCUUAAAAAUGAUUUUAGGAUUUUUAAACACAUAUACCUUUUUACCUUUUAAAUUCCUUCCUCUUCUUUCCUGAAAAUUUUAAUCAAUGUUCAAGUAAAUUUAUUGUUUUUAUUGUAAAGAAUAAUAAAUACAUUUUAAUUUAAUUAUUAAUUUUAGCUUCUUUUUUUUUGACGAAAAAUAUUUGUGAAAUAUCUCUUUAAACUUAUUAUGAUUAAAAUUUAAAAAAAUUAUUCGGGCAAAUCUAGAAAAUCUUUAGAAUCAAAUUUAAAUCUUAUUUCAAAGUCUUUUGAAUUUCUUUCAUAACAUUUUUUUUGAAAAUCUAGAAGAAAUAAUGAUUUGUCUUUUAGAAAUAUAGCUUGGUCCAAUUUGUCGUAUAUUCUAACAAAAUGCAGAUUGGAUUUUAACCUAUUUAAAACAUGUCAUCAACAUUCUAAAAUUAAUCUUAAUCAGGAAAAAUCACUAAUGAUGUUCCAUAAAUUCAUUUUUUAAUUUUUUCCAAAAGAUUCAAAUUAGCUAGUUUUUCUCUUCUUUUUUCGGUUGAAUUUUGAAUUUUAAAGAGUCGAAAUUUAAGAUAAACUAUAAUUCAAAAUUAAAUUUUUCCUUUUUUCAUCCAUCCAUCCAUCUUCUUCCGCUUAUCCGAGGUCGGGUCGCGGGGGCAACAACCUAAGCAGGGAAACCCAGACUUCCCUUUCCCCAGCCACUUCGUCUAGCUCUUCCCGGGGGAUCCCGAGGCGUUCCCAGGCCAGCCGGGAGACAUAGUCUUCCCAACGUGUCCUGGGUCUUCCCCGUGGCCUCCUACCGGUUGGACGUGCCCUAAACACCUCCCUAGGGAGGCGGAGGAAACUCGUUUCAGCCGCUUGUACCCGUGAUCUUAUCCUUUCGGUCAUGACCCAAAGCUCAUGACCAUAGGUGAGGAUGGGAACGUAGAUCGGCCGGUAAAUUGAGAGCUUUGCCUUCCGGCUCAGCUCCUUCUUCACCACAACGGAUCGGUACAACGUCCGCAUUACCGACCUUUUCAAUAAAUAGUUUUUUUCAUCAUUUAUUCUCUACAAAAAACCUUCCGUAAAAGGAAAAAAAAUGUACGACGGAAUGACGGACACAAAUACCCAUUUAUAUAUACAUAUAUAAAAGGCAAACUGAGCAAAUUGGCUAUUUCUGGCAAUUUAUUUAAGUGUGUAUCAAACUGGUAGCCCUUCGCGUUAAUCAGUACCCAAGAAGUAGCUCUUGGUUUCAAAAAGGUUGGUGACCCCUCUGACAGUUGUAGAAAUUAUUGGAAACUCAAGACAGCCAUGACGUUAUGUUUCUUACAAGUGUAUGUAAACUUUUGACCACGACUGUAUUCGCAGGUCAAAUGUAGACAUUUGAGGUCCUCUCCAAGGUUCUCAUAGUCAUCAUUGUCACUAGCGUCCCACUGGGUGUGAGUUUUUCUUGCCCUUAUGUGGGUUCUUCUGAGGAUGUCGUAGUCGUAGUGCUUUGUGCAGACCUUUGAGACGUGUGAUUUAGGGCUAUAUAAAUACACAUUGAUUGAUUGAUUGAUUGAUUGAUUUGUUUUAAUCCAGCAGAUGGCAGCUGACUUGAUUAUGAAACACUUACAUCGUGUCAAUACAGCUAAUGAGUGUGCCAGGCACUCGUGACCUCGGACUAAGUAAUCCUUCAUCUUAGCUUUUCCUCUGCACCUCACAACAUUUCUAGAAACUGCGUUUAAACUGCUCCUCCUCGCCAGGAGAGGUUUUAGCAACAAGUCUGGUGGGCAGAGGCCCGGGCUGGCGUUUUGAGGGGGGGGGGGGGACCUUCUCGGUCAUGUGGUCAGGACGGGCGCUCUCUACUUAGAAAGUGGACAAAAAAACUUUUAGCGGGGUUAGUUCGCAGCCACCUUUUUUUUUUUUUUUACUCAUAUAUAUAUAUUUUUUUGACCUGGCUAAAUAGUUGUAAAUCCCUGCUAAAUGAGAAACGGCAGCAAGCGAGGUGAGAACUGUUCCACGGCAGCCGGGUCAGGUCCAGUUCUUUUGUGUGCACAGCCGUCUUUGCGGCCUGACGAGAUAGUCGGUUGCCAUGGUUACCUGACAAGUCAACUUGUAACUCACUCGGAACUGCCUUUGUAAAAGAACGACGUCUGGGGGCGGUUUGUGCUCAUGGAAAAGCCCCCAAAAUACCUCAAAUUUUAACGCAUUCGGGUUUCUUUCACUCUUCAUCUUCCGUGCGUGUCGUCCGCGGAGGACGUUUUUCUCCAAAGCUGUGCGGUCCGUAGAGAAAACGGACCUCCUGUGCAUAGAAGUCAAGCUGGUGUGUGAAGACUUGUUUUAUACAUCACAUCUACUUUAUGGACACAAACACACGUGUAUGUUGUUUUGUACAUAACCUUGUUGGGAUAGUAGAUGAACUCCAUAGUUUAUUGUCAUCGGAUGGAAUUCAUGGAAAAUGCAUCAAAUAUUGAACGUUUGUGAGGAAAUAUUGUAUCAUAAAUAAUGUGGGUUAUAAUCUCCAUGUAUGAGUUCCCAACAUUGUGUAUUUUUCGUUGCCUUCCCCAGUUAUAUGAAGCUCCUUUUUUUGGUUUAAAGGCCUACUGAAAUGAGAUUUUCUUAUUUAAACGGGGAUCAUUCUAUGUGUCAUACUUGAUCAUUUCUCGAUAUUGCCAUAUUUUUGCUGAAAGGAUGUAGUAGAGAACAUCGAUGAUAAAGUUCGCAAGUUUUGGUCGCUAAUAAAAAAGCCUUGCCUGUGCCGGAAGUAGCAGACGAUGUGCGCGUGAUGUCACGGGUUGUGGAGCUCCUCACAUCUGAACAUUGUUUAUAAUCAUAUCCACUAGCAGCAAGUGCAAUUCGGACCGAGAAAGCGACGUGUUCGCCAUUAAUUUGAGCGAGGAUGAAAGAUUUGUGGAUGAGGAAAGUUGGAGUGAAUCCAUCCAUCCAUCAUCUUCCGCUUAUUCAAGGUCGGGUCGCGGGGGCAGCAGCCUAAGCAGGGAAGCCCAGACUUCCCUCUCACCAGCCACUUCGUCCAGCUCUUCCCGGGGGAUCCCGAGGCGUUCCCAGGCCAGCCCAACGUGUCCUGGGUCUUCCCCGUGGCCUCCUACCGGUUGGACGUGCCCUAAACACCUCCCUAGGUAGGCGUUCAGGUGGCAUCCUGACCAGUUGCCCGAACCACCUCAUCUGGCUCCUCUCGAUGUGGAGGAGCAGCGGCUUUACUUUGAGUUCCUCCCGGAUGGCAGAGCUUCUCACCCUAUCUCUAAGGGAGAGCCCCGCCACCCGGCGGAGGAAACUCAUUUCGGCCGCUUGUACCCGUGAUCUUAUCCUUUCGGUCAUGACCCAAAGCUCAUGACCAUAGGUGAGGAUGGGAACGUAGAUCGACCGGUAAAUUGAGAGCUUUGCCUUCCGGCUCAGCUCCUUCUUCACCACAACGGAUCGGUACAACGUUCGCAUUACUGAAGACGCCGCACCGAUCCGCCUGUCGAUCUCACGAUCCACUUUUCCCUCACUCGUGAACAAGACUCCUAGGUACUUGAACUCCUCCACUUGGGGCAGGGUCUCCUCCCCAACCCGGAGAUGACACUCCACCCUUUUCCGGGCGAGAACCAUGGACUCGGACUUGGAGGUGCUGAUUCUCAUUCCGGUCGCUUCACACUCGGCUGCGAACCGAUCCAGUGAGAGCUGAAGAUCCCGGUCAGAUGAAGCCAUCAGGACCACAUCAUCUGCAAAAAGCAGAGACCCAAUCCCGCGGUCACCAAACCGGAACCCCUCAACGCCUUGACUGCGCCUAGAAAUUCUGUCCAUAAAAGUUAUGAACAGAAUCGCACAUAAUUUUUUUUUAUUAUUAUUUUUUUUUUUUAGUGCUUCAAGUUAGAGUGAAGCACUAAAAAAAGAAUUUAAAAAAGGCGACGGCAGUGGGAGCGAUUCAGAUGUUAUUAGACACAUUUACUAGGAUAAUUCUGGAAAAUCCCUUAUCUGCUUAUUGUGUUAAUAGUGUUUUAGUGGGAUUAUAAAGUCAUACCUGAAAGUCGGAGGGCAGCGGUGAACGUCUCUCAGGGAGUUCGCAUAAUCCACUCAAGUUUCCGGUAAGAGACGACUUAAUAUCACAAUUUUCCCAUCCGAAAACUUGCUGGUUGACGUAGAGAAACAUGUUCGCUUGACCGCUCUGUGUUAAAGCUUCACAACAAACUAAGAAACACCGGAUGUGUCUCGGUGCUAAAGGCAGCUGCAAUCCACCGCUUUCCACCAACAGCAUUCUUCUUUGACGUCUCCAUUAUUAAUUGAACAAAUCGCAAAAGAUUCAGCAACACAGAUGCCCAAAUUAGUGUGUAUUAACGCGAUGAAAAUAACGUCACAAACACGCGUCAUCAUUCCGCGACGUUUUCAAUAGGAAACUUUGCGGGAAAUUUAAAAUUGCAAUUUAGUAAAGUAAAGCGGCCGUAUUGGCAUGUGUUGCAAUGUUAAUAUUUCAUCAUUGAUAUAUAAACUAUCAGACUGCGUGGUCGCUAGUAGUGGCUUUCAGUAGGCCUUUAAAUACUCAAUCAGCUCACAAUACUCAUCUGUUGCAAUGUCCAAUGCAGAAAAGUCACUUUGUAGAACUAUGCGUUGGUAUUUUAUUUUUACUCUUUCAACACAUUUGACUCCAUUUUUUAUUGGCUUUUGGAAUAUUUGAUGUUGGACCGACCGGAUGAAAUUAAUAUGCUGCAUUUUAAUACCAUUCACAAUAAUAAAGUAAGGACAAUUUUUUGGGGGGGGGGAAACAUUACAAUUUUCUCUGGGCAAAGUGCAGUAUUAGAAGAUGUCCAUCAUUUCCUGUGAGCCUUUUUCCUGUGCAGUAUGUGAUGCCAGAAGGUGCCUGAUGUUUUUCUUUAUCUUUUAAAGCACGCAUCCAUCCUCAGAUGUACAUAAUUGUUUGUUUUUGUUUUUUUAAGCUUCACGUGUUUGUCAGAUAUCACAUAAGAUGCUCUUUCCUUAUUGUCUUUGUAAUGUUUCUGUAAAAUAAUAAAUACUAUUUUAUUAUCACACCAGCA
Nerophis ophidion (straightnose pipefish) is the source of this 8206-nucleotide messenger RNA. RefSeq names its product interleukin 11 receptor subunit alpha (gene il11ra). NCBI's taxonomy places the organism in Eukaryota, Metazoa, Chordata, Actinopteri, Syngnathiformes, Syngnathidae. The transcript has 12 exons. Gene Ontology annotation, molecular function: cytokine receptor activity; protein binding. The coding region runs from base 155 to 1348 and encodes 397 amino acids. Gene Ontology annotation, cellular component: membrane. The record is from RefSeq and is a predicted model, not a curated record.